This is a messenger RNA of Adelges cooleyi (spruce gall adelgid), 2699 nucleotides long. RefSeq names its product GON-4-like protein. The transcript is spliced from 12 exons. Gene Ontology annotation, molecular function: transcription coregulator activity. The record is from RefSeq and is a predicted model, not a curated record. NCBI's taxonomy places the organism in Eukaryota, Metazoa, Arthropoda, Insecta, Hemiptera, Adelgidae. Gene Ontology annotation, cellular component: nucleus. Bases 256 to 2343 code for a protein of 695 amino acids. Gene Ontology annotation, biological process: regulation of DNA-templated transcription.
GCCGUCCGUCAACGAACUUUCGAAUCAAAUAUCAACUAUAUAAAAUAUAUUUUAGCUUUUUAUUAAACUUAUUCCUAAUAGUAUUAACUCGAUGCUUGUAUAAUAUCGAGCUUGUAUAUUUAUAAUAAUAGUUGUAGACUUUUGUAUGUUCAUAAUUUUAACCAACGGUAUCUGUUACAAUGUAAACUAAACUACUGCCCGACGGCCGCUAACAAGUCACAUAAUAUAAGUAUUUUAGGUGUUAAGUUAUUAAAAAUGGAAGACCGAUAUUCAGACGAUUUGAAAUCAACAGCUGAAAAAGAAUUGGAAAUGAUAUUACGCGAAAGUGACUUGAACUCGAGCGUUGAGCUUCUUGAUAAAACGCUUACUGAUAAAGCACAUAAAAGUCAGUUGACUAAGAAGAAUGUCAAAAACCUUAUAAAAAACGUAUUAACUAACGACGACGUCGCUACUAUGUUGAGACAAACUCUAGACGAAGAUUGUGACGCAAAUUGUUUGUACGAACCAAAAUUAACCAGAGCAAAAAUUAGAGAAAUGUUGAAAACCUAUCCGCCUUCUGUUCAUCAAUGGUCUCCAAAUCAGCAACAGUCUAUAAUUUCGGAAUGUAGACUUUUGAUCGAACAAGAAUUCCCAGACGAUUCCGAAGACGAAGAAUAUCAGCCUGAUAAAAAUUUAGAUGAAGAAGACGAGGAAGACGAUGAUGACGAAUCCAAAUGUACCGAAGUCAAUAAAUCAUUUGACACGGAAGGUGACGUCGACAACGACUGUGAAAACAGUGAACCGAUAGAAAACAAUAGCAAGGAGACGAUCGGCAUGCGCACCAGGUCCAAGUUUUCUUUAAGCGAUACGCCGUUAGAAAUUAUUGAACAAGCUUUUAUACCGCCCGACAUUACCGAAGACAUGUACGACUCUGCGUGUGAAAACGACGAGUGGAUGGAGUUUCUUAGUGAAUUCACUAAACCUUUAGAUUCUGGGCAAAACGACGAUGCCGAGGACGAUCCUGAGUAUAACGUUUUGUGCGAUGAUGAUUUCACAAAUGUCGAUAAAGAAGAAUUUAGGAUCGAUAAAUCGGUCAAAGUCACCCGCAAAGAGUAUAAUGAUUUGAUGAACGAACUCUACGAGUUUACCGAAAGUUAUACAGAUUUCAACGAUUCCGGAACGAAUAAAGUUUCCACGAGGAGCGACUGUGAUAAAGACGUAACUAAGUCAAAAAGUGCCGUGUCGUCUAUUCCGACAUACACGUCUAGCGUGGCCGAUUGGAGUGCCAAUUGCGACUUUACGACAUAUAACGUGAUGGUACCAAUUAAUUUUUCGAACGCUCAAUUCGUAGAUAGAAAGGAUGCCGAUUCGAAUAGUCAAGUCGUCAAGUCGAAUACUUGCCAACAGCUUAAACCGAAACCCAAUAAUCAUUUGUCCAUAGUUUCUGUUUUGAACACCACUCACACUAGUAACGCACCGGCAGUUUCGUUGAACAGUACGUCCGACGAGUCGAAUUUGGAAAAAUAUAUUAGCGAUAUUAGUAGACACAAUGUUUUCAACGAACAAGAGAUUGUCGGAAUGCUCCCGAAACAAAUGUUAGUUUUCCAACAACAACUCACACAACACGUCCAAUUGUUAACGCAACAUUACGUGUUGUGCACUUUGGACAAACCGUUCAACAAGUAUUUGAGAAUUUGUAACAAAAUGUUGGAAUCUAUUAAAAAUUCAACUAAAGACAAAUCGUACGUUCCGGUCAACGUUAAUAGUUCUGGAAGGUUCAUAAACGAUUGGAAUUCGGCCAUAGAAAACGAAAAGGAAUAUAACAAUUUAAAGGAUUGUGAAAAAUUAUCGUUUGAGACUAUGCGAUUUAUGUUGUCCUAUUAUGAACCCGUGUUCGUGUAUCCAGAGUUGUUGCCGACGAAAACGUUUUGCCUCAGACCCACUCGCAUGCCCAUUACUCCGGCCGAAGAAAAACUUUUGCUGUUAAAAAUCAACUAUGUGUAUAAAAGUCUAAAGGAAAAACAACAAACAAGAGCGAAAUACAGGAAAAAAGAUCUUGCAGACAUGAUGCCGAUGGUUUUGAAGACUGUGCAUAAAAGAUGGUUUUCACACAGGCGGCUGACCGAUCUUAAAAUUUUUAUUACGCGACACAAGAAUACGCUCAUUCCCAACAACGUAAAUUCUUAUUUUAAAAAUGGCAAAAUCGAAGACGUCGUCCACAUUGUCAACGUAGAAGCUCUCGCUUCGAAGAAAUGCCUAUUCGAAAACGACGUACAGAAGUUCCCAUCGAUUUGGAAACCGACGUUAAAACAGUUAUUGAGCAGUAGUAAACCAAUGGAGAAAAAUGUAAAAAUAGGAAAAUAAUAAAAACCCCAUCUGUUAAGAAGCAUUCGAUGUACAUCAUUGGUGUUGAACAUGUUGUAACGACAUGGUUUUACAUUUCCGUUUAUUUUCACUGUGAAACAUCUUUAUGUAGCGCCGAGCCCAAAGAGCGUUGCUGGAGCUGGAGUUAAGCAAAUAUUGAAAAAGUGUUUUUAAAACAUAAAUAAAUUGUUUUAAUUUUCCAUCUUAAAAUAAAUAUCGUCAAGACUUGAAUAAUUUGUAUUAGGUAUCACUAUUUAUUUUAUGUUAUAAGUUUGAAUUUUAUAAGUUAUCUAGUUUUGUAAAAAAAAAUAAAAUAAAACAACACAUUAUUUUUUCUACUUUAUCUUUUUUUUUUU